Paramisgurnus dabryanus is the source of this 1370-nucleotide messenger RNA. RefSeq names its product Nedd4 family interacting protein 1, like (gene ndfip1l). Gene Ontology annotation, molecular function: WW domain binding. Gene Ontology annotation, cellular component: Golgi apparatus; endoplasmic reticulum; perinuclear region of cytoplasm. Gene Ontology annotation, biological process: positive regulation of protein ubiquitination; metal ion transport; ubiquitin-dependent protein catabolic process. NCBI's taxonomy places the organism in Eukaryota, Metazoa, Chordata, Actinopteri, Cypriniformes, Cobitidae. The record is from RefSeq and is a predicted model, not a curated record.
UGCGCCAGCGGAGGCGCCAGAGAGAUCAUCACUGACAGACUUCACAGAUCUGAUCUCGUGAGGGCUGUGGCUUUGCCUUUAACGUCUUAUAUAAUUUCAUUCAGGCUGUUUGCAUCUUAAAUCGUUUGUAUACAGUAGUUCUUUUGAUCCGUCUUGAGCUUUUUGAGGAUGGCUGAGUCAAGUGGGAGAUAUCAGCAGCUGCCCAAUGAGGACGAGCCAGAGGAGGGCUCUCAGGUGGCCACUGAUGCCCCGCCCCCUUACAGCAGUAUCGCAGCAGACGGCGAAGCUUAUUUUGAUUACAAAGAUGAUGCAGCAUUCCCCAAACCCCCGUCCUACAACGUAGCCACCUCUCUUCCAUCCUAUGAUGAGGCAGAGAGAACCAAAGCAGAGUCUACCAUGCCACUGGUGUCAAGCCGAGAUGAGGACUUUGUGGCGAGAGAUGACUUUGAGGACGCGGACCAGCUGCGGAUAGGCAAUGACGGCAUUUUCAUGUUGACGUUUUUCAUGGCAUUCCUCUUCAAUUGGAUCGGCUUCUUUCUAUCAUUCUGUCUUACCACUUCAGCAGCUGGCCGUUACGGUGCGAUAUCUGGGUUUGGUCUCUCGCUUAUCAAAUGGAUCCUCAUCGUACGGUUUUCUACGUAUUUCCCUGGUUACUUUGAUGGACAGUAUUGGCUGUGGUGGGUGUUCCUGGCACUUGGCUUUCUGCUUUUCCUCAGAGGAUUCAUCAACUAUGCCAAGAUCCGCAAAAUGGCAGAUUCCUUUUCCACUCUUCCACGGACCAGAGUUCUCUUUAUCUAUUAAAGUCACUCGCUGGAAACGAAAACACAGUUACGGGCCUGCGCUGAGCCGUGGACCCAGCGGGAAAAGUGUAUUUAAGAAAAAAACUUCCAUCUGUAAUCUACUCAUCAGGAAGACUGUGGAAUUCCAAAAAGAUGCUUUUAUUCAUUUGCUUUUGAAUAUGCCGGACGGCAAGAUACUCUUUCUAUGUUUUUAGAUCUACAAUAGUGACAGCUCUGUACCUGUUUAGUGGUUUGUUGUUGAGUGCUAUUUGCAAACAAGUCUGUUACGUAUACAAAAAUGAUUAGUACUGGCAUGCAAUGCUCCCUUUUUACCAGUAGGGGGCAAUCUUUCCUUUUCUUUUACUCCGAUCUCCCCCCUCCACACACUUUCUUCAGUCGUGACGUUUGACAGGAAAGCAACCAGUCACUGCUGGUCACCAUUCAUGCAGAGCUUUUCUCUUUGUGAAUGGCAAUGUGAGAUGAAUUGAAUCUAAAGCAGUCAAUGCUUUUCUUCUUUCUUUAACUGUUUCUCUCUCUCUCUCUCUCUCUCUCUCUCUCUCUCUCUCUCUCUCUCUCUCUCUCUCUCUCUCU